Messenger RNA from Protomyces lactucae-debilis, 1371 nucleotides. RefSeq lists its product as uncharacterized. The record is from RefSeq and is a predicted model, not a curated record. The transcript has 5 exons. Lineage: Eukaryota; Fungi; Ascomycota; Taphrinomycetes; Taphrinales; Protomycetaceae. Bases 1 to 1371 code for a protein of 456 amino acids.
AUGCACGCAUACACUGUGAUCUUCAAUGUUCUCUUCAGCACAGUAACGGCUGUUCCAGUGGCGUCGCCGCAGUACGACUUCAGCGGCGGCUUCGUCGGUGGCGGUCUCGGGGUCAACUCGCUGGGCGUCGAUCCCGUCGCUGUCGCCAGUCUGCAAGGACUCGGAGGAGGAAUCGGUGGACUUGGAGGCCCAGCUCUCGGUCUCGGAGGAUUUGGAGGUGGCGGGGGGCUUGGCGGACCCGGAGGCAGUGGCCUCAAUAUUGGCAACAUAGCUCAGGCACAAGCUGGCGCUGCACAGACAAUUGGCGUGACUGGCUUGGCAAACAGUCUAGGCGGUGUGGGUGGUGGUGGUCUAGGUGGAGGUUUUGGUGGUGGCCUCUGUACGUACCUGUGUUUGUUCGUUGUCGACUCAGACCUGCCGCCGUUUCAGUUGCAAGCGUUAAAGGCCAACGGUCGGCAAAGUCGAUCAAGCUUUAUCACCAUGAUUAGCAAGAGUCUUGCUGUACUUGUGCUCGCCUUUGCUGCAGUAGACGCUUUGCCAGCUGCUGGUCAGUUAGAGAAGCGACAAUUUGGCUUCCUCCCCGCAGCAACCGGCCAAGUGGCUCCAGUGGCUCCAGGUCGUGCCACUCGCCUAUCCGAAAACGUCUUCCAAAUGAACCCAGUCGACGCCAGGUCUCCCUACUCGUCAAUUCUCAUGAUUUUCCAGAUGAAACAGCAGACUCCCGGUGACGCCAUCUUAGAUGAAGCGAGGCGAUACGCUAGCAUGAUUCAGCAGCAACAGCAGCGUGGUAUGGCCAAUGCUGGACAGCUUGGUGGCCAAGUCACACAGUCUCAGCAGCAACAGCAACAGCAACCCGCUGUCGUGCCAGGAAUGGCUCCUCAGGCAGGUUUGAUCUACCAAGGAGCAUCAAACACGAAUACAGCGAUGCAGCCAUCUCCAAAUUCGACGCCAGCCAAUGCUGUAGCCCAAGGUCCAACAGUUGCAGCAGCGGGCCAGACAGGAUCUGCCGGCGCAGGCAACCCUACUGCUUUGCCAGUAGCGCCUGCCGCGCUGCCGACCGGAAGUGGCGUGCAGCCGACAAAUGCGACGGUCGUGAGCAAGCGCCAAGAACCAAUUGUUCAGAUGCGAGAGGGACUCGAGUUAAGCAAGAGAGGCGAAGGGCGUCAGAAUACUGCGACAGGCACAUCAGUCCGAUCAGAGCAGCACGCAGAAUCUGCGAGUGGUCCGAAGAAAGAACAGCAGCACAGAGAGAAGGUGACAAUCAAAGCAAUCUCCAAUGAAGGGUCCAAGGCUGCUGGAUCAGCCCGUGUUCACAUUGCCCUGCGUAAUGCUGCAUUGAAGGACUCCAUGGAAGGUUUGACAUCCCAAUAG